Bacillus rossius redtenbacheri is the source of this 5399-nucleotide messenger RNA. It is a transcript of the gene mtd, whose product is annotated as nuclear receptor coactivator 7. Gene Ontology annotation, biological process: response to oxidative stress. Bases 344 to 3700 code for a protein of 1118 amino acids. The transcript is spliced from 17 exons. The record is from RefSeq and is a predicted model, not a curated record. Gene Ontology annotation, cellular component: nucleus. NCBI's taxonomy places the organism in Eukaryota, Metazoa, Arthropoda, Insecta, Phasmatodea, Bacillidae.
AAGGUGCGCGGCUUGGCCGAGCUGGCAGCCCGGGCGGCUCCAGAGGGCAGUGACUGUCGGUCGGCGCACGUGGUGUGUGUGUGUAUCUCUCUCUCUACCGCUCGCGAGCGUCAGCGGUGGUGCCGCCUCCGCCUUGGAAGCGGGCGUGUGUGCGUGACUCGGUGCGUGUGUUCCGCGUGUGCGCGGUUUUUUUUCUUUAUCUUCCGAGGUUUCCGUCGCGAGGAUGUGCGGUGGUGUCGUGGCGCCUUGAAGAAAAACAAUACAGCACUUCCGUAAAAAAUACUGUUCUCUGCUGCGCCUGAAUAUCGAUCUCACGGCGCAGAGGUAGCAGCUGCUCGCCCGGAUGGAGUCGGAGUGGUACGUGGACUCGGAGGGCGAACGCGGGGGCGGGGGCCGCCCCAACAACAACCACCUGGAGGGCGGCGACAAGCGCUGGAGCAGCGGCUCCGUGCCGGGUCUGGGGCGGCUGGAGGAGGCGGCGGUGCUGAGCGACCAGUACCCGGGGAACCAGGACGACGGCGCCGGAGCGGGUGGUCGCCUCAAGGACCGCCGCAAGUCGUGGCACAUCAAGAUGGAGCGCAAGCGGCGCAAGGGCGUGGCCGGGGACCCUCCGGCAUCGCCGCCGCGCGGGCUCGCCGACCGCCAGAAGCGGCCCUCGUGGUGGAACAUCUUCGCGCCGGAGCACUGGCCGCGCUCCAGGCGAGCGUCUCAGGAUAUUUCCCGAACCAGCGAAAAUGUCGUCCCGUGGCAAAGGAGCAAGAGUCGAAGCGUGGACCACGGAUUCAGCCCGCCCUUCGACCUGGACUCGCUCCGCAGCAAGGUGGAGGGGCGCUUCGAGAGCGUGGACAAGCUGUCACGUGACUCUGAUGGCGGUAGCAGGUCUGAACUCACGGAAAAGAAAAUGGGGAAAAUAGUUCCUCCAGAAAACACCAUCACAUACACGGUGGAGCCCUCGGACACGCUGAUGUCGGUGGCGGCGCGCUUCGACACGACGCCCUCCGAGCUGACGAAGCUGAACCGCCUGACGACGCGGCUGGUGUUCCCCGGCCAGGUGCUGCACGUGCCCGACAAGAGCGCGCGCCGCGGCAGCGAGGAGCAACAGCAACAAGAGCAGCAGCAGCAGGGCGAGCCGGAGGAUGAGGACGCUACCACGCCCGUGGCGCCCUCCGUCGAGGAGAGAGACAUUCUCGACAGCCUGAGGCCGGUCUCCCCCAAGCCGUUCCCCGGGCACAUAGAGCGAGUGCGGGUCUCUUGCUCCUCCAAGAACUCCACAGCGUCCUCCGUGGACGGCGACGACCAUGAGCGGAAGCACUUCGAAGGGUUUCUCAAGAUAAACGUGCACCACAUUACGGAUGGGCAGGGCGUGGUGGGAGGUGUUCUCCUGGUCACGACCAAUGCGGUCAUGUUCGACCCGAACGUGUCCGAUCCGCUGGUCAUCGAGCAUGGCCCAGAGUCGUACGGCGUGGUGGUGCCCAUGGAGUUUGUCGUCAAUGCUGCCAUUUAUAACGACAUUGCCCACAUGAGGGUCGGGAACUCGGUGGAACUACCAAAGCCAGAUGCCCCUAAACCAGAAAUUUACCAUGCUAAGGACAGUCUGAACGCUAUGUCAGAUUCUACAGACACAUUGCUGGACUCCACUUGCCCAACGGCAGCAAACGCCCCAAAUUCACCGGGCAAAGAUUCUCUUCUAGUCAAAGACGAAACUUUUCCAGAACUGGCUCCAGCUCGAUCUUCGCCGGAGUUCGACAACGAAACAGAAGACAACGAAAGUGUGUGUUCGUGCACUGGUAGGGACAGGAGAGAUGGUGAUGCGUUUCCCAAGGCCUUUGACCGCGAUCUUGUCACCCCCACAAACCUGGUGCAGUCGGACAGCGAGGCUUCCACUUCAGAGCAGAAAGACAGUAGACAAGUGUCUUUCGAGUCGUGUUCCUCGAACUACCAGAAAACUGACGUCGAUGGCGUUUCGAAGACCGACUCUGAAAAAAGCGAAGAUCUGGAGGAGGUGAUCAGAAUCGAUGCGGAGAGGCGCAAGUCAUGCAUCGAUCAUCACUGGUCGAUACCUAGUGUUGAUCGUUCGCUAGAUAAAGAGACGGAGAACAUUCUGACAGAGGAAUGCAAGAAAGAUGCUGCGGAUGGCUCUGGAGACGAGACGGAAAGCGGUUCUCUGGUGAAGCUGAGUUGCCACGACUCUGGGAUAGACAUACACGAAGCUGGAGUGUCUGAAAAUGUUGGGUCCCAGGCUACAACUUCGACGGGAGAUGCGGACGAACUCGACCUUAGUAGCAUCGUUCCAGUCACAAAGAAGGUCUUUUCCGACGCCGACAUAAUCAACGGUGCAGGUUUCGACUUUGUUCCUCCGCUCACGACAGCCGAACUCAGUACGAUAAUAGCUCAAGAAUCCACAGACUCUUCACUUACAAGUGACGGAUCUAGAAAGAAGACAUCUUCAGUUUCAUUCAGCCUGGAUUCCAACCAGGAGGGCGAAGGUUCUGUAGCUGAUAAAGAUAGUGGUGGAGAAGAAGGUUUAGAAAAACACGAGACACGCAGAAAUAAGAUGCUGAAGCGACUGUCCUACCCGCUGACGUGGAUGGAGGGCUUAACGGGAGGGGAUGAGAAGGACGGCUUGCCAGGACUGCCCGGGAUGGAAGGCACGCACCACUCUUCUGUUUUCUCCAAAGUGUUCUCCAGGCGCUCAUCCGUCGGGACGUUCAUCAGGCCGCACCCACAGCCCAGCGAGCCCAAGACCCAGACGUUGAAGGCGCCUGCGCCUAAACUGGACUACCGCAGCAUGGUGUCGGUCGACGACAUGCCAGAACUCUUCGUCUCUUUCGACAAACUGAUCCCACGACCGGCCUGCUCCUGCAAGGACCCCUUGAUGUACCUCUGCCUGCGGAUGGGUAAACCCAUCGACAAGAAGGUCCCGAAAUCCACCCCGGUGAUGUCAUACGGCAGGAAGAUGAUGCGACCAGAGUACUGGUUCAGCAUCCCUAAGAACAGGGUUGAUGAUUUGUAUCAUUUCUUAACGGAAUACUUCCCGCAACUGUACGGCGAGCUGGACGAGGCAGAACUGAAGAACAGAGGCUACGAGUUGGUGAAGAAUGACACGGAGCUGUGUGAAGAUCGGGUGCUGUCCAUGAAAGAGGAGCUUCGACGAGCUCUAGAUGUCUCAAGUAUUGGAGGUUUUGAAUUACCAGAGCUGGUUGGAGUCACAGAAAUUUUCACAGAAGAGCAUCGCAAGAAACUAAGCCGCCACCUACCAGCGAGGGCUGAAGGUUACGUAUGGACCCUGGUGUUUAGCACGUCGCAGCACGGCUUCAGCCUGAACUCGAUGUACAGGAAAAUGAGCAAGGUUGAGAGCCCCAUCCUUAUGGUUAUCGAAGACACCGAACACAAUGUGUUUGGGGCGCUGACGUCAUGCGCCAUGAAGGUCAGCGACCACUUCUACGGCACCGGGGAGUCGCUGCUGUUCAGAUUCACGCCGGAGUUCCAGGUGUUCCCGUGGACGGGCAAGAACAUGUACUUCAUAAAGGGCAACAACGAGUCGCUCGCCAUCGGAGCCGGAGAUGGCAAGUUCGGCUUGUGGCUCGACGGGGACCUGUACCAGGGGCGGACGCAGCCCUGCAGCACGUACGGGAACGAACCGCUUGCCCCUCAAGAGGACUUCGUCGUCAAGACCAUGGAGUGCUGGGCAUUCAUCUAAGGGCCCCCCAGACACUGACGUUCACUCUCCGCUGAUCUGGGCAACGGUUGUGUGUGGUGGAAUUCGGACUUUCAUUCUGUGAAAGCCAGGAUUGAUGUUUUUCUAGUGUUACAGGCUAGCAUGCUCAGUGUUUUCAGUGAUCACAUGCUGGUCAUCAAAAUUAUUUUUGAUAGGUUUAAAAAUUUUUUUUUGGAGAUAUAACUUACUACUGUAACACAUAUAGGCUGUGUACAGUAUUAAUCUGAUAACUAUUACAUUUUUGUUUUUAUUGCAUUGUAAUAAGGCAUGGCUUUGUAUAAAAUUGUACAUAUGUAUAGUGUUGGAAAUGAAUGUUGUUAAUGGUGAUGAGCUGCGUUAACUUUGAACUGAUGAGAAAUGUUAGGCUGUUGGCAAUGAAAGUUUUAACAGUGCGACCAACUUUGUACUGAAGAAGCAUUCUGAAGUUGUGACGACUAUUUUGGGAAUGUUUAUGUUGCUGCUUACAUAUUGCCUGAAACAUGAUGUGCAUUCACUUUGUUAGUGGCAGCAUUGCACAGCAAAUGUGUGUUGCUUUGCUCUGCCUAUGCAAGUAAUGUUAGUUUUAUGUACAUGAAGUUGUUAUGUAUUAUGUUAAGGCAAUAGUGCAAACUUAAACAUACACUGUGAAAUAUGUAUGCACUGAUGUUCCAGUGGUGGCCAAUUUUAAAAAUCAGGAUGUUAUUUAAUGUCCACUCCAGUAUAUGUGCAGUUAUGGGGAAGGUAGUUUUUUCUAUGAAGGAAUGCUGAUGGAAGGUAAGAGGAAUAGAUCUUGUCAUGUACAAUUAAUCAAUAUUUAAGUGUGUAUUUAAGUAUUUGUCACUAAAAAUUAAUAAUUUUUAUUUGUCUCUGCUUGAGUGAAAGAAGACUGUUACAUGUUUGUUUUUGUUUAAAGAAUUUGUAUUGCUCCAAUGAAGAGCAUAAUUUACAAAAAAAUGUAGUCCAUUGAUUGAUGUUUACAUGUGAAAAAUCUUUGUUUCCAAUAAGUUUUAUUGGUUGCCAUUUUAAAAAUUCAUUUUGAAUAGUCAGUAAAGUUGAUACCUUAGACUAUGUUUUGAGAAAGAGAUGUUGCAUCAAUGCCUUGUCAUUAGUAACUAGAGGUGCAGUUACAUUUGACUUCAAAUAUUCUCGUGUAGUGUCAAUUAUUGAGAGGCUGUUUCACUGUGUUGUGUGGUUUAUCUGUAAUAUUAAGAAAAGUGCUUUGAACUUUAAACCUGAAAUUGUAAAUAUCAAAACACUUGAUCAGUUUUAUAGUUACCAAAAAAAAAUAGUGAAUCUAUUUAUUUAUUCUGUGUAACUAUUUUAACACAUAUAUGAAGCAUUUAAUCUGUGUAUGUUUGUGUAAAAUGCUGAGAAAAAUUUGCAAUACUCAGAAUUAUUAAAAUUAAUAUCAACAUAUUUGUUUAAGAAACACAUUGAAGCCAAAUUAGUAUUGUUUCAGAUUAAAUACUAAAAAAAUGUACCAUGUAUCCUUCAUUGUAGAUCUGUUGUGUAGGGAUCAGAACUGUGUGAGGCGUAAAUACCUCAAAAUAUUUAUAUUAGCAAGUGCUUCACCACCACUUUGUAGUUUGAUAUGAUGUGUAAAUGUUUGCAGAGAACUGCAGUUGGGAAGCAGUUUGUUAAUAUUCUGUAUUACAUUGCCGAUUUUUCUGUAAAUAUGUGUAUUAAUAUGCCAUUCACAAAA